Molecule: messenger RNA, 2975 nt
Organism: Eptesicus fuscus (big brown bat)
Lineage: Eukaryota; Metazoa; Chordata; Mammalia; Chiroptera; Vespertilionidae
Gene: ECHDC1
Product: ethylmalonyl-CoA decarboxylase 1
Exons: 7
Coding region: 898-1821 (307 amino acids)
Biological process (GO): fatty acid beta-oxidation
Cellular component (GO): cytosol
Molecular function (GO): enoyl-CoA hydratase activity
Source: RefSeq, a predicted model, not a curated record
UUUCUUGAGAACGUGGGGAAAAUAGCUGAAUCGGGAGGCAUUAUGUCAACGCAGUGAUUUAAAAUUAGGAAUACUUUCCGGGCCCUGUGCUGCCUAGUGUUAUGACAAAUAACGGAAGAACAUCUGGCUGAUGCAAACAGAUGUUUUUCUUUUCAGGCUGUCAUGAAGCGUAGUCUUCCCGAGGUUUGCACGGUGGGGUGGAGGGCCCAAAGCUUUUAUAGGACAAAGACUGAAGGAGAAGUGAGAGAGAGAAAAUGUCGGGUUGGCUGGGGCCACGUAGGCAACCUUGUGUAGGUUGAGAAGGCCCAGAGUUGGCUUGGCGAUGGGGAUUCGGCCGAAGGGAACGUUCACGGGAUGGCAGAGCUUUGUUUUUGUUUGCUGAUGUGCAAUCCUGGCCUGGUAAGGUGCCCAAGGACCUGGACAAUUGCCCUUCUCACUACCUAGCUAUUAAAUUAUCUUGCUUAACUGAAACUACAUAACUUGUUUCGUGCAGCCAAGUUUCCAGCCAUAAGAACGACAAAAGCUGUUCAACUUACGUUUGGAAAGUGUUGUAGAAUUUUUUUUUUUUUUUUUUUUGAGCUUCAGUAAUCCUUUUAUUGCUACACACGAGGUCACAAAUGUAGGGGAUCAAAACCACAGAUUACCUAAAUUACUUACACGUUGAAAAGACUGAUCAGGGCUUUGAGAGAAAAUCUGCAUUGAUCCGCCUUUUCCCUCACUUCCUCAUCUGAGAGCCUACGGUUUACCAGCUAACGCUCUAGAUGCUAGAGGGAUAGAGAUAAAAUGGAUAUGCUCUGUGAAGACCUGUAACUCUCUUGGAAGAACUGAGUGCACACGGUCAGUGGAGCACAGGCAGUGAUCGUCGUUCCCAUAGGAGAAACCAGCUUGCAGAGAGGAAUGGAGUCCCAACAGGAAAUGGCAGCCUGUCUUUUGAAGACAUCAUCUAUGUCUAUAAGGACAAAAUUGCUACAUCAGACGGGAUUGUCACUUUAUAAUACAUCUCAUGGCUUCCAUGAGGAGGAAGUAAAAAAAAAACUUCAGCAGUUUCCUGGUGGAUCCAUUGACCUUCAGAAGGAUGACAAUGGCAUUGGCAUUCUUACUCUGAACAAUCCCAGUAAAAGGAAUGCCUUCUCGGGUGUUAUGAUGCUACAACUUUUGGAAAAAGUGACUGAAUUGGAAAAUUGGACAGAGGGGAAAGGUCUCAUCGUUCGUGGAGCAAAAAAUACAUUCUCCUCAGGAUCGGAUCUGAAUGCUGUGAAAGCACUAGGAACUCCGGAGGAUGGAGUGGCCUUAUGUAUGUUCAUGCAAAACACCUUAACAAGAUUGAUGAGACUUCCUUUAAUAAGUGUUGCACUGGUUCAAGGUUGGGCAUUGGGUGGAGGAGCAGAGUUUAUUACAGCAUGUGAUUUCAGAUUAAUGACGAGAGAGAGUGUGAUCAGAUUUGUUCACAAGGAGAUGGGUAUAAUACCCAGCUGGGGCGGAGCUACCCGACUGGCUGAAAUUAUUGGCAGUAAACAAGCUCUCAAAGUGUUAAGUGGGGCCCUCAAACUGGAUUCAAAACUAGCUUUAAACCUAGGAAUGGUCGAUGAGGUCUUGCAGUCUUCAGAUGAAACCGAGAGUCUAAAAGAGGCACAAGAAUGGCUGAAUCAGUUUAUCCAAGGGCCACCGGAAGUAAUCAGAGCUUUGAAAAAAACCGUUUCUUCAGGCAAAGAGCUUUGUUUCCAGGAGGCAUUACAGACCGAAAGAGAUCUUGUAGGAACACUUUGGGGUGGACCAGCAAAUUUGGAGGCCAUUGCUAGGAAAGGAAAAUUUUGUAAAUAGCAGCUUUUAAAUAUGGUGUACUACAACUCCAAUUUAAUGUGUAGAAAAGUUAAAUACUGAGCGUGUCAGUUACUUUGAAGGGUAUCACUAGCAUUUGGGUUUGUUUUUAAUCAUUUUUUGAAUACCUAAACUCACUGUAAUCCCCCCUUACCUGCAGGGAAUAGGUUCCUUGACCCCCAGCGGAUGUCUGAAACUGGAUAGUACUGAAUCCUGUGAUGCUUACAUACCUAUGAUAAAGUGUAAUUUAUAAAUUAGGCACAAUAAGAGAUUAAUACAAUAACUAAUAAACAAUACUAUACUAUAAUAAAAGUUACAUGAAUGUGGUCUUUUUCAAAAAAUUUUAUUGUACAAUACUCACCUUUGCACUUAAGCGAAGCACUUCAUUGCCUCUUCGGCAUAUCCAAAUUGCCAGCAUCACUAUUCUGGCACUUUGGGGCCAUUAUUAAGUAAAAUAAGGUUUUCUUGAACACCAGCACUGGGAUCCUGCGAGUCUGAUAACUGAGAUGGCUACUAAGUGACCAACAGGCAGGUAGAGUACACAGUGCAGAUAUGCUGGACAAAAGGAUUCAAAUUGAAAAGGAUGGAUCAGGUCAAUCCGAGAUUUCAUCGCACCAAGAACAGCGUGCAAUUUAAAACUUACGGUUUAUUUCUGGAAUUUUCCACUUAAUAUUUUCAGACUGCAGUUAACUGGAUAGCUGAAAACUCAGAAAGUGAAAGCACAGAUGGGGGAGGAGACUACUGUAAUUGGGUAUUUACCAAGUAAACCUGCAACAUUUGGCUAAAAUAUACAAUACUUUUGGCUUAAAAAUUACUAUCAAUUCCCCUGUUCCCUUAAUGGUUCUUAGCCUAUAACCGAAGGCCAAUUUUUAAAAGGAAAAACUACACAAAACCUAUUGAUGGUGUUAUUUUCAGUAAGUCUUUAUUCUGUCUUACCUGGAAAUAAUUUUUAAAAAUACUUAAUGAAAUUUGUGUACCCUGUAAUUUACUACUGUUUGUGUCAUAAAAUCUAACUUUAGAUGGAAACUAAGACUUCAAAGGACUCAGAAGCAUUCUGUAAUCUACAUUUGCGUUUUACAGCAGAUUUCUAUUUUUUUCUGGAAAAGUAGCUAGCCUUUCUUCUUUUAUAACUGAAUUUAAUAAAACUAUACAACUCA